AUGGGAAAUAGCAGACGAAUGGGAACGACGAUGACGACCUACCACCAACGACAGAGGGUCUUCAAUGUCGAGGGAGGUUGUUAUGCGAAGGCUAUCGAUCUCACUCACGAGAAUGAACCGGAGAUCUUCGAUGCGAUUCGUUUUGGCGCGGUCCUUGAGAAUGUGGUUUUUGAUGCUAGUACUAGAGUCGUGGAUUAUCAUGAUACCAGUGUGACGGAGAAUACUCGAUGUGCCUACCCCCUCAGCCACAUACCUAAUUCUAUCAUCCCCGCAGUGGUUGAUAAUCAUCCAUCUAACGUGGUCCUGCUCUGUUGUGAUGCAUUCGGUGUUCUACCCCCUGUCUCGGUCCUCGAUCCCGACCAAGUCCAGUAUUACUUCAUAUCGGGCUACACGGCUAAAGUGGCGGGUACGGAACAGGGCAUCACUGAACCUACAGCGACGUUCUCCGCUUGUUUCGGAGCGCCCUUCUUGGUCUGGCAUCCGGUUGUUUAUGCGGAAAUGCUCUCGCAUAAGAUCCAAAAGCACAAGUGCACUGCAUAUCUCCUCAACACAGGCUGGAUUGGGGGUGGUUACGGCGAGGGGAAAAGAUGCAGUCUGAAAUACACACGUAAGAUGAUCGACGCCAUGCACGAUGGAACCAUCAAGGCCAUGCUCGAGGACGGUGAAGACAAUUUUGAUACUCUCCCGUUAUUCAAUUUGAAGGUGCCGAGGUCACUCCCUGGGGUUCCGGAUCAUAUACUAUACCCGAAGGAUGGUUGGGAAGAUAAAGAGAAGUUUGAUGCCACUCUGAUGAAGUUGGCGAAGUUGUUCGAACAGAAUUUCCAGGAGUACGCAGACAGAUGUCCACAGUCUGUGAGAGAAGCAGGCCCUCAAGUCGAAUAGGCGGGGCUCUCAUGGCUGGUAUGACUUUUUUAUAUAAGACGUUUUAUGGAGCUCAUCGCUCCUGAGAAUAUUGUAGUUCCACCGAGGAUUUCCAUGUGGAGACCGAGGUGCGAACAGGUCGUUGAGACAGUCGUAUUUAUUUGAGACUAU
Perkinsus marinus ATCC 50983 is the source of this 1032-nucleotide messenger RNA. RefSeq lists its product as hypothetical. NCBI's taxonomy places the organism in Eukaryota, Perkinsozoa, Perkinsida, Perkinsidae. Bases 1 to 882 code for a protein of 293 amino acids. The record is from RefSeq and is a predicted model, not a curated record. Gene Ontology annotation, biological process: gluconeogenesis. The transcript is spliced from 9 exons. Gene Ontology annotation, cellular component: cytosol. Gene Ontology annotation, molecular function: ATP binding; phosphoenolpyruvate carboxykinase (ATP) activity.